GGAGGCGGAUACAUCACAUUGAUACAUUCACUCAGGGGCAAGGCAAGGCAAGGCAGCCGGCACCGUACCAUCAGUUGCCCUGACUAGACGAGAGAGACUUCUCUCUCACUACUUUCGCUGACUGGAAUUGCGUGUAAACUUCGCGGCCGCUCCUCUUGCCCCUCCCGGGGUGUUUUAUCGACCCCCUUCCUCUCCCUUCAGCACCAUCUCUCACCCCCCGGGCAAAGAUGUACGACCGAGCCCCGCGGGACACCAUCUUCGCCUCGGCGCUCGGCAGCACCGGGCCGACAGUCGGGCCCGCCUCGUACAACGCCGGCCGCAGCAGGGCGCAGUGUGGCGGCACGGAUGGAGAUGGAUAUGCUCCCUUUCUGUCUUUGACAAACCGCGAAUCUGUGUUGGUUACUCCGGGAACUCUCCUGGCACCAGGUCCACAGCACUAUGACGUUAACCCCAUGCAGGAACACAUCAGAGGAGGGCAGAGCAUGAAGAACAGGGAGAUCCGGUUCAAACAGGCUGGAUCAGACCUACCAGGACCUGGUUACUAUGACGCCUAUCCAAUGAAACUUGUUGACGUAGCGAACAAAGCACCUAAGCCACAGUGCACACCGACGUUUGUGAGUCCUUCGGCAAGUGCCCCAUCGAUUCCCGCAUCCAGCCAGUCCCAUGGCUACGAGGAAUCUAUCAAUGGCGCAUUGUGCAGGCACCUACCUCCUUCCAGAGACACAUCGCUCGGGCCAGCCUACUACAACCCACAAUUUAUUGAGUCCUAUCCAACUCGGCAAUACAAAGGUGUGCAUUUCGGAAACAGGACAUCAAAGCGUAUUGAUUUUAAAAUCCCCUUGGGACCUGGACCUGCAACAUAUGAUGUCCAGAAGGAGAGUACCCUUAAUUACGAAAACCUUAAUAUGAAGAAUAUUGAUCAAAAACGAGAGUCUUAUGUGCCCCGAUAUAUUGAUGCGGUUGUACAAGACGUGGAAAAGAAGGGUUACCCUGGACCUGCAAAAUAUGUGAUUAAACGGCAGUUUAGCGAACCCACAGCUCUACUGAAUAAGUUCAUGCCUACGCACCCACCAUUCCUGUCUCAGACCAAGAGGUUCCUGCCCGAUAAGUCCAUCACCCCGGCUCCUGGAUGGUACGAUGAUCCACGCACGGCUUUGCAAACUCUGAAGAGGAUUUCGACAAGGAGCAACGUCCCAUUUGGUCAGAAUGCAGUAAGGUUCACAGAGGACCUUCGGACAAUAUGUGACCCAGGUCCAGGAACAUACAACGUCACAAACCACACUGUUGCCCGAGAAAGCCAGAUGAAAGCCUUAUAUGAGAGUUCAACAAGAGGAGGGUUUGGAUCCACCGUUCCUCGCAUGCAAGCUGUCGAAACAAAGCAAACGAUGCCAGGUCCAGCUGAUUAUAAGAUUAAGCAGACAAAGAAUAAAUAUAAGAAACACAAAAGUGCAUCGUUUGCUUCAUUAACCGAGAGAAUGCCUGCUCCGGCAACACAGCAGCUGUAA
Messenger RNA from Amblyraja radiata (thorny skate), 1505 nucleotides. RefSeq names its product sperm-tail PG-rich repeat containing 2 (gene stpg2). The record is from RefSeq and is a predicted model, not a curated record. The transcript is spliced from 11 exons. NCBI's taxonomy places the organism in Eukaryota, Metazoa, Chordata, Chondrichthyes, Rajiformes, Rajidae. Bases 228 to 1505 code for a protein of 425 amino acids.